GACAAUCCGAUAAUUGGUUGACAGUUGACGCAUAAAGAUCAUGCUGCCAACCGUCAACUCAGUCAACCAUGCUUUGUUGCAGUUUUUCUUUCGUAUAUUUGCAAAAGAUGCUAUUUUCAAGCUUAGUGAUUAUCCUACAUAACAUAUUCGUUCGGAAAUCACUACGAGGCAGUUGAUCUUUUUUGUCAAACUAUUGAUUGGGUUAUAUUAUAAGUGUUAUAUUUAUUUAUCAACCAUUGAUUCUAAUCGUGGAUCAUGAAACUACAGGCUUUGGGAAGGUACCGUUUGGAUAAUGAAGUUCUUGGCAAAGGCAACUUCGCCCGUGUAGAACUUGCAACGCACAGCGUUCUGAAUGCCAAGGUGGCGAUCAAGAUCAUCGACGUGGACAAGGUGAAGGAGGAGUAUGUCCGCCGCAACCUGGGCCGAGAGGUGAAGGUGCUCUCCCGACUGCGACACCCCAACAUCGUCCGACUCUACGAGACGAUGAUGUCGGGUCACCUCUACUGCCUGGUGAUGGAGUACGCUCCCGGUGGUGACCUCUGCUCGCUGGUCAAGGCUCAGCGCGAGCGGCGCUUCCCUGAGGGCCGCGCCCGACCCUUCUGCCGUCAGCUGGUCUCGGCACUCACCUAUAUGCACGGCCGAGGGAUCAUUCACAGAGAUUUGAAGAUGGAAAACAUUAUGCUGAACUCUACCAAAGAUGUUCUAAAAAUUGUUGACUUUGGCCUGAGUAACUGCUGGUCGCCGGAGAACCCGCUCAAGAGCCACUGCGGCUCCCCCGAAUACGCCGCUCCCGAGCUGUUCGUAGUCGGAAGGACAUACGGGCCAGAGAUCGACGUCUGGAGCAUGGGCGUGGUGUUUUACGUGCUGGUGGUGGGUCGGCUGCCGUUCCUCUCCUCCAAACAGGAGGGCCUGACCCACCAGGAGCGCCGGGACCGGCUGAUCGCGCACAUCAACCAGGGACUGGGCGGCACACACCGCUCCGACAUGAAACACCUCGGAUCGGAGUGUCGCCGCCUGCUGUCCAAGGUGCUGGAGCCGCAGCCGGCCCGGCGCCUGACGCUCAGACAUGUGGCCGUCCACCCAUGGCUGACGCACAAGGGCCUGUCGCCGCUGGCGGGGUACCAGCACCCGCGCGUCAGCAGCCGGCAGCACGCAGCCGCGGUCCACCGGAUGUCGGAGCUGCUCUCCAUCAAGCCGCAGCUGAUCGAGGAGCGCGUGCUGAAGCAGAUGUACGAUGACAUUGCCGGAAUGUACAACAUCCUCACCAACAAGCCCGACAUCUCGCUGGCCGCGCGGCUCCCCGAGGAGGCCCGUAUCCGUCCAGUAGAGACCCGCACGCCGUCCAAACGGCCGCUGACGAGCAGUAUCGAGUCCAACUCGCCCCUGCGGCCGCCGGCGCCGGCCAGCCUCCGUCCCGCCGCCGGCACCCCGGCCGGCUCCACGGCGGCCAGUCUGCGCUCCGGGCUGUCCGUGCUCCGCUCCGGAGCCUCCGACGCGCGCGGCGCCGACCGGCGGCCGACCCUGCGCCGCAUAGCACACCCGAUACGACCCACCACCGCGCCGGCCGCCAAGACGGUCUCCCGCACCGGCGCGGCGCCGACCCCUCCGACUCCGGCGCUCAGUGUCACCUCCACAACGACAGACGUGACGGUGAGGCGGCCCUUGGGACCGGCGCUGGCCGCCAGACGCCGCCUGCCGCUGUCCGGGGAGAUGAGAGCUCCCAGGGUCAGAGAAGAGCCCUCCCCGGUGGUGCCGGAGGCGAGGACCCGCACCACGGCUACUGCCAUCUCUGGAAGGAGCACGGCGCCGCCCGCCGCCAGACACGACACGACAACACCCGUGUCAGUAUCGAGCGGCUCUGAGCGCGCCUGGGGCUCGCCACGCCAGCGGGCCGACAGUAAAACCCAGUGGCCGGACGUGCCGUGGGACACGCCGCGUCGACACAACCUCACUGACGACCAGAAGGUGCGUACUGACGGGACGGUCGGACGGCGCGUGGGAGGGACCAGGCCCGACGGUGACGUCCUGCUGGUCUCGGGAGCGGAGGACGAGUUCUCCUCGCUCUAUGACGACCUCACGGACGACUCGUCGGCGGCCGACGAGCCGAUACGAGUGGUGAUUAGACGCCGGCCGACGGACGGAGGAGGGGGCUCGGCGGCGGCCACGGCCCGACCCGAGCUGCGCCGGCCGCGGACCGUGGGACUGGACCACGGAGACGACCGGGAGCGGAUCACGACCGGAGCUGGAGUGCGUCAUAUUGGAGUCACGAGAUUCGGUGACGAGGAUCAGGAGGCGAUGGCGCGGCCGAUCGCUCGCAAAUCGCCCUCCGAGUCACAGCGGCGCGACCAGCCGAGUCCGCGGGCCCUGGCGGCACGCCGCCGCUCUGCUCUGCCCAUAGCCAAGUGCACGCUCCGCUCGCCGCUAAAGCACGCCUCCUCGGCUCACGCGUGGCUAAGCGGGCCGGGUGCGGUGCGCAGCUCCGGCUCCUGGUCCAGCCACGACCGGCUCGACUUCAGCGGUGGCCGCGAGGGGCGUCACCAGUCCAGUCAGCAGGCGGCGCCGGCGGCGGCGCAGCAGAAGGCCGGUCUGAGGGAGUCGGAGACGCAGACCGGCGGCGAGACGUGGCGGGCCGAGCCGGCCGACACGCGCUCCCAGGUGCUCCGCUACAUGGUGCAGCGCGAGGAUCUGGUGCCCGGCCACGGCGUGACACCCUACAGCAAGAAACCGUCGACGGCGCACCGGCUGGGCAGCGCCGGCCGACGGGCGACAGAGGAGGGGUCCUCCACCUCAGCCGACACAGGAUCGGUGCCGCGGGGCAAGUACCGUCCACAGACAGUUGCCAGCGACCCGAGCCAGCUCAAACAGUCGCGGGCCAGCCGCGUGCUGCGGCCCAGCGUCGUGUCGGGAGAGGAGCGCUCGACGGGACGGACGGCCGCCGUCCGACACAGGGACACGGGAAUGUGGUGAAGCCAUAUGGACCUCUGAGCGGCCGUGACGGAGGCGGCUCCCUCUGCGUCUGACACCAGGGCGGCGCCACUGUCGGCGCAGGACAGUCGCCGGCAGCGGCGGGCAGCUGGGUGACGGGCCGGGCGAGCUCGGGUGGUUUUAGACUGCUGUAUAGUGAGAAGCGGAUGGGUUGGGGUGGAUGGGUGGGGAAUAAGAACUGAGCGUUGAUGAGGGGUGGGAAUGAAGCGAGCCCAGUGCUGGUGCGACGACGGACCCCAGUCAAGAGGUGUCAGUAGGGAGAUGGUGAACAUUUGUGCAAAGAAUUGGAAUGGUGGAUAGUCGUGGCUCGAAAACAACUUAUAAAGAGGAAACCAACCUAGCAUAAAUGACUGAUUCGAAAUUAAAUUUCUGAUGUUAUCAGCA
This is a messenger RNA of Amphibalanus amphitrite, 3369 nucleotides long. RefSeq names its product serine/threonine-protein kinase MARK2-like. Gene Ontology annotation, cellular component: cytoplasm. The record is from RefSeq and is a predicted model, not a curated record. The coding region runs from base 256 to 2967 and encodes 903 amino acids. NCBI's taxonomy places the organism in Eukaryota, Metazoa, Arthropoda, Thecostraca, Balanomorpha, Balanidae. The transcript has 11 exons. Gene Ontology annotation, biological process: intracellular signal transduction; protein phosphorylation; microtubule cytoskeleton organization. Gene Ontology annotation, molecular function: protein serine/threonine kinase activity; ATP binding; tau-protein kinase activity.